AUGAUGAUAGUCAUUGUAAACGUGGUUUUUCAAAUAUUAUUACUUCUUCAACUCUUAUCAUCUUGCAAAAAAGGGAACAAGAAUAAAGAAAGGAGACCAGCCGCUGGAACUUCUCAAGCCAAUAAGGUGAAGGCAGCAAGUAGUGAAGGUGAUGCCAAGGAGAAGGAAAAGAAGGAAGGAAGCAAAGACGUACUAGCUGAACAGGUGCGUAGCCUGGAAAACCAAAAUAGAGAUUAA
Ostertagia ostertagi is the source of this 237-nucleotide messenger RNA. NCBI's taxonomy places the organism in Eukaryota, Metazoa, Nematoda, Chromadorea, Rhabditida, Trichostrongylidae. The record is from the annotation of a GenBank genome assembly.